Messenger RNA from Penicillium egyptiacum, 1728 nucleotides. NCBI's taxonomy places the organism in Eukaryota, Fungi, Ascomycota, Eurotiomycetes, Eurotiales, Aspergillaceae. The record is from the annotation of a GenBank genome assembly.
AUGACUGACUCCAACAGAUCAGUUUACACGAACAAGGUACUACCGGAGGAGACUGGUGAUCUUGAGAAGUGCGGCUCCGAUAGUGUCGACUCCAAGGAUGAGGCCGCAGAAGAUGAGAGCGAUUUUCCCAGCGGCGUGGCCUUAUGGUCUAUCCUAGGUCCUGUUACAAUCGCCUACUUUCUCGUCUUCCUCGACAUGUGCGUCGUGUCUACCGCAACCCCCGCUAUCACAGAGCGAUUCAACUCUCUAGUUGACGUCGGCUGGUAUGGUGGCGCGUACCAGCUCGGCAGCUCCGCCCUCCAGCCUCUCACUGGCAAGAUCUACAGCCACUUUAACAUCAAGUGGUCCUUCCUCGCCUUCUUCUUUCUCUUCGAGCUCGGAUCUGCCAUUUGUGGAGCGGCCGUAUCAUCGCCCAUGUUCAUUGUCGGCAGAGCCAUUGCCGGUGCUGGCUCGUCGGGUAUUGGAAACGGCGCCAUGACCAUCAUCUCAGUUAUAUUGCCGCGCAGGAAGCAAGCACAGUUUCUGGGCAUGAACAUGGGCAUCGGCCAGCUCGGUAUCGCCCUGGGCCCCAUCCUUGGCGGUGCAUUCACCCAAAAUAUUACGUGGCGUUGGUGCUUUUACAUCAACCUUCCCAUUGGCGGCGCUCUGGCCAUUCUGCUGUUCCUCUUCAAGAUCCCCGAGCCCACCACCAAACUGGCCCCCAGGCAAGUCCUCAGCACCGCCAUCAAGUCUCUGGACCUUCCAGGCUUUAUGCUCGUUAGUCCCGCUGCUGUCAUGUUUUUGCUUGCAUUGCAAUACGGCGGUACCAUGCACCCGUGGAAUAGCCCCGUAGUUAUCGGCCUUCUUGUUGGCGCCGCCGUCACCUUUAUCCUCUUCCUUGUCUGGGAAUACCAACAGGGGGACGGCGCCAUGGUACCGUUUGCCAUGAUCAGAAAGCGCACUGUGUGGUCUGCUGCCGGUAACUUGUUCUUCCUUCUCGGUGCUAUUUUGGUGGCCGAGUACUACCUCGCCAUUUACUUCCAAAUCGUGCUCAAUAACAGCCCUAUCAUGAGCGGUGUGCAUAUGCUGCCAGCGACUUUAGGCUUGGUGCUUUUCACUAUGCUCUCGGGAAUGAUGACCGAGAUCUUAGGGUAUUACCUGCCCUGGAAUCUGGGAGGAAGCGCCAUGACCGCCAUUGGCUAUGGCCUUAUGUCUAUGAUUAAGCCCACGACUUCGUCCUCAAAAUGGCUUGGGUACCAAGUCCUCUAUGGUGUUGGUAGCGGUGCUAUGACCUCGGCGCCUUAUAUAGCUAUCCAAAAUCUUGUCCCCCCUCCACAGAUCCCUAUUGCCAUGGCUAUUAUCAUCUUUUGUCAAAACAUGGGCGGUGCCGUCUUCCUCAUUGCUGCCAAUUCCGUCUUUACCAAUGGGCUACGCAAGGAGCUCCAGAAGCACAUCGGCGAGAUUGGCGUCAACCCGGACGUCCUCCUUAGUACUGGACUUAGUUCAAUCCGAAGCUUUGUCUUGGGAGAUAAGCUCACAGCCGCGCUCAAGUGCUACACCACGGCAAUUAGCCAUGUCAUGUAUCUCGGUAUAGGAGUCAGUGUAGCCACGUUUGUUUUUGGCUGGGGCCUCGGCUGGGUUGAUAUCCGGAAAGUGAAGCAACUGCAGGCUAUUAAGGGAAAUCCUGCCUCGACCGCGCCGAACACCAAGGAGGGCAUGGACUCCACUGAAGAGUCGACCAUAGCCUAA